AUCCCACUUUUCCCAGAAAUGGGAUACAACUACUUGAAGCUAACUGCUGCUGGGUCUGUUGUACGUUAUAACCCCAGUAUUUUUCGAUUAUUCCGCAAACGCGGUAAGAGAUGGGUUUCCUAAAUAGAUAAACCGAAGCAAUCGCGAGAGCAGUACAAGCUUAUCCCUAUUGGUGUGUCUUUCUCCGUGCAUUCUGCCAGAACACGCGGAUUAUGCAACCUCGUCCGCGGUGAUGGCAGGCGAUAAAUCGGUUGAGGGAAAAUAUUUUAUGGACGUGCAUCCGCGACCGCCCAUCAGACGCGCAAACGCGGAAGAAAAAGGUGACGUGAUAAUGAAACAAAGUUCUAAUCAAAGGUCUAGUGUAUCUUUAGCGAACAGUUUAAAGGAUCAAUUCCUGGCUUCAGACGCUGAGUGUGUCACUAAAACGGAUCCGCCGGAACUAAAGAAAACAACUUACUCGCCUCAGAGAAAGACAAGAACGGGCGGGCUGAUCCAAAAGGAGGAGGAAACGUCAACGGUGAAGUUGGGAAUUUCGAGCCAAGGACAUCGUAAAAUGCCAGUAUCGACGAGAUCGCAUUCCCAGGAAUUAAAGAGAGAAGAUGCCACAAAGAGCAAGGAAACAAAUGUUGAAAGAAGAAAAACAGAUCCCAACUAUUUGCAGAAGCGUUUACCACAGGUGAAAAAGUAUCAGAAAGACAGUGAAGAUAGUUCAUGCAGUUUGGAGGAGGACUCUGAAGAGGAUUCAAAUGAAUUUGCUAAGGGUGAUGCUCAUUGUAAUCGAAUGACAGGUCUUCAGGAACGGGAAACUAAAAGCAGAAGAAGAAAUCCAAAUAAAGAAUAUAAUCAAGAAAAAGAAGUUCCACAGACCAUUAUAAAACAAGCUGGUUUUAAACAAAAUGAGUUCAGACAGAGUGGCACUUGGAAAUUAAAGGAGGUCGCAGUUAAGCAAUCUAAAAUCCAAGCACCAGUAGACAAUUGUAAAAAGUACUUGGCUCUUAAAAUAUUCGCAGGAAUUUGCAUUUUGCUUUGCAUGGUAGUUUUGUAUGGAUUGGUGGGUCAAUACGGCUUUCAGAAUAAAACAGCUGUGACAAAUGGGAAAGACAGCCUUCAUAUUUUUCAAACGAAGUUUGACGAAUUGAAGUCGACUUUUACUAAUCAGAGACAUGAACUGUGGAAAAGAACCAAAAUUCUCCUAGAAAAAAAACUUAAAACUUCUGCACAUACUGGACCAGUCAGCAUGAUAUUAACCUCUGGCCGUAAUGCACAGAAGACUCUUCACUGCCUUGCUGACUACUUUGCCAGAGUUUAUUCUUCAAGUUUAAAUGCAAGCUUUUCCCAGAUUGAUGGCUCCAGUAUGUCAUCUUUGGACAGCGAUCAAGUUAAACUUCAAAUAGAUAAAGAUUUAACUAUUGACUUUCAAAGCAACAAGACCUUUGUAGUUAUUAGAAAUUUUGAAGAGCUUCCUCCAGGUUCAACUUUAAUUUUUUACAAAUACUGUGAUCAUGAAAACGCUGCCUUUAAAUCUGCAGCUCUUAUUUUCACUGUCCUAUUGCAAGAGGACACAUUAGACCCAGCAAUGACUUUGGACACAGUAGAGGAGAAGGUUAGAGAUUAUCUUCAAGAAAGGUUUCUUACCUUUAACCAGCCCGCAGCUUUUGACCAAAUGGAUAGCGACAAGCUGGGAGGUCUGUGGAGUCGCAUUUCGCACUUGGUUCUUCCUGUUGCUGAGGAGAUGAACAUUGAAAAACAUGGCUGUGAUUUGUAUCACGAGAAAUAAAUGCAUUUUUCUUGAUCUUUUUAAAAAAAAAAAAAAAUUAUGCUGUAUAUUUGCAUUGUGUUUUACUGUUAUGUUUUAUAUAACAGAAUGACUCCCCAUUAAAUUUUUUAAUGUCUCUAACAGUAAUCAAACAGUAUUUUUGAGUAAUUAUUCUGCACUUAAUACCCCAUUUAAAAAGUACAUUUUUAAAAGGAUGAUUUUAAGCUCUCCAAGUUUAUCACUUCAAACUCAGCUGCUUUUCAGUCCAUGGUAUAUAUUUAUACAAAUAAAAGUUAUCAUCAAACU
Molecule: messenger RNA, 2062 nt
Organism: Polypterus senegalus (gray bichir)
Lineage: Eukaryota; Metazoa; Chordata; Cladistia; Polypteriformes; Polypteridae
Product: torsin-1A-interacting protein 2-like
Exons: 7
Coding region: 233-1777 (514 amino acids)
Biological process (GO): membrane organization
Cellular component (GO): membrane
Molecular function (GO): ATPase activator activity
Source: RefSeq, a predicted model, not a curated record